Molecule: messenger RNA, 1783 nt
Organism: Ipomoea triloba (trilobed morning glory)
Lineage: Eukaryota; Viridiplantae; Streptophyta; Magnoliopsida; Solanales; Convolvulaceae
Product: pectinesterase
Exons: 2
Coding region: 26-1660 (544 amino acids)
Biological process (GO): cell wall modification
Molecular function (GO): pectinesterase activity; pectinesterase inhibitor activity
Source: RefSeq, a predicted model, not a curated record
ACUGAGCUAACUAAGCUCACUAGCCAUGGCGACAACCUCACACCUACCACUCUUAUUCACUCCCAAAAGAAAACCAUCUUCUUCUUGCAGAGCUCUCUAUGUCCUUCUGUACUUAGCUGCUAUUGUGGGCUCAGUUGCAUUGGUUUCAAUCUGGGCUUUAAGAACGCCCUCAUCUUCUCCGUCUGUCUUAAAAGCCCGUGUGUGUGAUCGGGCUCACGAUCCACCGUCGUGCAUGGCGAUUGUGUCCGAGGUAUCAUCCACAGAAACCGACGGCGUAGAUUUACUGCAGAUGGUUUUGCACUCCUCGUUGUUGCGAAUCCAAGACGCCGUCAAGUUGUCGGCUAAUGUCAACCGUCGGAUCAAUGAUCGGGCCGUAUCGGACUGUAUGGAGUUGCUGGACUUGUCUCUGGACAAGGUGGUGGAUUCAAUGGUGGCUCUUACAAAUCUUUCGGCCCGAGCCCGAACGGACGCCCAUUCUUGGCUCAGUACCGUAUUGACGAACCACGACACGUGCUUAGACGGGCUUUCCGAGCCCGCCCGGCCCGUAAUGGAGCCCGUGAUCAAAGACUUGAUCACCCGGGCAAGGUCGUCGCUGGCGGUUUUGGUGGCGGUGGCGCCGGCUACUGAGGACGAUCUCCGGGCACUCAACGGCGAGUUCCCGUCGUGGGUUAGCGCUAGCGAUAGGCGGCUUCUGGAAGCUUCGGCGAACGCCGUGGCGGCGAAUGUGGUGGUGGCUAAGGAUGGGAGCGGGAAGUAUAAGACCGUGGCGGAAGCGGUGGCGGCGGCGCCGGAUAAUGGGAAAACACGGUAUGUUAUCUAUGUAAAGAAAGGGACGUACAAAGAAAAUGUAGAGAUAGGUAAGAAGAAGACAAAUGUGAUGCUGAUCGGUGAUGGAAUGAGCGCUACCAUCAUCACCGGCAGCUUGAACGUUGUGGAUGGAACAACCACCUUCAACUCUGCUACAGUUGCCGCCGUUGGGGAUGGGUUCAUAGCCCAAGAUCUCUGCAUCCAAAACACAGCCGGGCCGGAGAAGCACCAAGCGGUGGCGCUGCGGCUCGGAGCCGACCAAUCCGUCAUCAACCGCUGCAAAAUCGACGCCUACCAAGACACUCUCUACGCCCACAGCCAGCGGCAAUUCUACCGGGACUGCUACAUCACCGGCACCGUCGACUUCAUCUUCGGCAACGCCGCGGCCGUGAUCCAAAACUCGCAAGUCGUGGCCCGCAAGCCCAUGGCCGCGCAAAAGAACAUGGUGACGGCCCAAGGCCGGACCGACCCGAACCAAAACACGGGGACGUCGAUCCAAAACUGUGAUGUAUCGCCCAGCUCGGACCUGGGCCCGGUUAAGGGGACCAUAAAAACGUAUUUGGGCCGACCGUGGAAAGAGUACUCGAGAACGGUGUUCAUGGAGUCCAACAUUGGGGACCACAUCGAUCUAGCUGGCUGGUCACCAUGGGAUGGUGACUUUGCACUGAAAACUUUGUAUUAUGGGGAGUAUAUGAACAGGGGACCAGGUGCCGGUACUAGCAAGAGAGUGGAUUGGCCGGGAUAUCACGUCAUCACCGACAAAGCGGAGGCGAUGAAGUUCACCGUGGCGCAGCUCAUCCAAGGCGGUUCCUGGUUGAAGAAUACCGGAGUGGACUACACCGAGGGGCUGUAAAAAUAAAAUAAAAUAAAAAUAAGACCUGUAUUCGAUCAAAAUACUAAAAAUAAAGUAUGAGAGUCUUAAAUUUUAUUAUCUUUCACUCUCAUUUUGUUGUUAGAAACAGGUCUUAAGCAAGAA